GUUUUAAAAGAAGCCAUGUCCGCAAGGAUUUGUGGGAAAAGGGUGGGAUUUGAAGAACUAUUCGGAUCCUCUUCCAAGAGAUUCAGGUGUUCCAGUUCGGAUCCUGGGUCCAGACCCGAUGACCCGGUUUCAACGUUCUCUGCUUUGGAUCAUGAGUUAAUAACAUCCGUUGUCCGAAACCACGACAAUUCCGAUACUGAUGAACGAAAUAAACAACAUAAUUUUGAUAUUGUGAGAACUGGAAAUUGUACCGAUGAUACUGCUACAUGUAGCCAAAUCUCAGGCUACAAUGUUGAGUGUAACGGAAAUGCAGUUGAUUCUCCCAAGUGGACGGAUUUGUUUGUGCAAGAGAUGUCGAGUGCGGCAAGUAUAGACGAUGCUAAGGCCCGUGCUGCUAGGAUUUUAGAAGCCUUUGAGGGAAGCGUUGUUGCCAAUAAAAGGGCUGCUGAAGAGAUCAAGCAUGCUUCUUUGAAGGAACAUUUGCGGAGCUUGUUGGAUAACAAUCAAAUUCUGAGGAGAUCUGUUGCCAUUCAGCAUGAACGCAACGUCGAGCAAGAAGGAAAGGAAACAGAAGUACAACACUUGAAGCUCAAGCUCAACCAGUGCAUCGAACAAGCUCGAACUUUAGAGCUGAACAACUACACAUUAAGGCUUCAUCUUCAGAGGACACAACAAAGUAGCUCAAUUAAUGGCCAACUUCCCCCCGACAUAUUCUAAAAGCUUUCAUUGUGUUAUCAGAACUUAAUGGUUAUGAUUCUACUAGUAUAUCGUUUAUGUAAACCGACGAAUGACAUGAAUUUGAUCCUGUAUUGCAGCAGUGAGUCACGGUAAUCGUUUUUAAAGCAAGAAGGUGAGACCAUCUCCUAUACUUGAGAAGAACAAAAGGCUUAUUUCCAUUAUUGCAGAGUUGUUUUCGUAUUGAGCCAAGGUGUUUUAAAUUGUUAAAUGAUCGAAGAUGAGAAACAUUCAAAGUUGUUCCAUCAUAUGCUGCAACAUCUAUUUAACUGAAGCUCGUACGAGUAAAGAUCAAUUGUUUUCGUAU
Hibiscus syriacus is the source of this 1042-nucleotide messenger RNA. RefSeq lists its product as uncharacterized. The record is from RefSeq and is a predicted model, not a curated record. Bases 16 to 717 code for a protein of 233 amino acids. Lineage: Eukaryota; Viridiplantae; Streptophyta; Magnoliopsida; Malvales; Malvaceae. The transcript has 6 exons.